AUGGGGGCCAAGAAGUUCGUCCUUUUGGCUACUGACUACUUCACCAAAUGGGUGGAAACCGAGGCUUACAAGACGUUGACCCAAACAGAUGUAAGAAGGCUUGAACAACACAAAGGCAAAUGGUCAGAGGAACUGCCAAAUGUAUUAUGGGCAUACCGCACUACCAAACAGAAACCAACAGGCGAAAACCCUUUUUCCUUGGCUUAUGGAACUGAAGCUGUCAUCCCCACAGAAAUUGGACUACCCACAGUCAGGACAUUAGUGGUAGAAAGCAAUGAUAAUGAGCAACAGAUAGCUCACAACCUUGACAUGCUUGAAGAACAACGAAAAGUUGCAGCGUUACGACUUGCGAACUACCAGAAUUAG
Molecule: messenger RNA, 366 nt
Organism: Prunus mume (Japanese apricot)
Lineage: Eukaryota; Viridiplantae; Streptophyta; Magnoliopsida; Rosales; Rosaceae
Source: RefSeq, a predicted model, not a curated record